Molecule: messenger RNA, 297 nt
Organism: Lactuca saligna
Lineage: Eukaryota; Viridiplantae; Streptophyta; Magnoliopsida; Asterales; Asteraceae
Source: the annotation of a GenBank genome assembly
AUGGAGGACCACCAAGCCUUAAUGAAGUUCAAUGACAUUUAUAUGAACUCGAUCCGCAACCCCCAAAGCGGUGCAAAUGAGGUGGAUGUCCUAUCAAAAUUUCAUAAGAUUUAUAAGGCGAAAGACGGAAAACCUUUUGGAAAUGAGGCGUUUUGGGGAGUUGUGAAUGACAAACCAAAAUGGCUUAAUCUAAAAAGUGUUGAUGAUUAUGUGGGCAUGUCCAAACGAAGCAAAACUUCUGAGUCAGCCCACAUUCAAUCUUCUGAUGCACGUAUCGGGAGGAUUGAAAUUAAGUAA